AACCCAUUUCCCUCCAGGUGUGGCUAAUGGAAAUGCUUUGCUUUAGGAGACUAGCAGGUUCACAGCCAUAGAGUUUUUUCCUACAGAGGAGACAGACCAUAGCAAAGAAAUGGCUAAAGCAAAUCAAAAAGGCCAUAACUGCCCAUAGCAGCUCCUGAAACUUAAUGAAAUAGGUCAUCUACACCGAAGGAAAUUGUACAGCUUUUUCAUUGCCGUUGCUGUUUUAAAAAAAGGAAUUUCUGAAUUCUGGAAAAAAGAACCAGAAAGUGAGCAAGGCAAACAUGGGAGCAGGAUGCCCCUGCCCCCUAAUAUCAUGCUGAUGCCCCAUAAAAAGUGAAUGAACGAAGUGAGGCUAUUCUACAGACAUUGCAAGCAGGGAGCACUGCAACCCACUUUUUUGAUAAGUCUGUGAGCCUGAAGGAACUUUACAAGAUCCACAGCACUCCACGGGCAGGAGGAUACAUCUGUUUUAAAGCAUAUAAAUAAGCAGUCUGUGCAAUGAGGGAAUAUGGACCUGAGUAUUUGAGUCUUUCUGUGUAGCAACUUCCAUGAGGAAACCUCCUUGUCUCUCUUUUGAAAGAAGAUACAGAACAGCAAGCUUUUCAUCUUAGUAGUUCAUGAAAAAAACAGAAGCCAGCACAUCAAUGCUGGGGCUUCCAGUUCAUCAUCCUGUGGGUGGGAGCUAGUUGGCUGGAUGCUCCAGGAGAACUGCACUGAAAUGCUGGACUUUAUGUUGUUGGCUUUCCCCACCCAACCAGAACAUCAGGUCUUACUUUUCCUGGGCAUCAGCAUGGUCUAUGCAGCCAUAAUCACAGGUAACUUACUCAUUAUAGUAGCUAUCUGGGCUAAGCCUCACCUGCAUACUCCCAUGUAUUUCUUCUUGGGGACUCUCUCUGUUGUUGAGCUCUGCUACACAGCAGCUGUAGUCCCACAGAUCCUGGUGACCAGCUUGCAAGAGAGGAAGUUCAUCACUUUUAGGAGCUGCUGUGCUCAGAUGUUCUUUUUUAUUGGACUGGGUAGUGCUGACUGCUUCUUGCUGGCUAUCAUGGCAUACGACCGCUAUGUGGCAAUUUGCAAACCCUUGCGCUAUACCCUCAUCAUGACACAGGAACUGUGCAUUCAGCUGGUCGGUGCCUCAUUGCUGAUCGGUUUCUUGGUUUCAUUAAUGCUGAUAUGGCUGGUCUUCCACCUCCCCUUCUGUGGUGGAUAUGGAAUUGAACACUAUUUCUGUGACGUGCCACCUGUAUCACAGCUCACUUCUAACAAGACCAAGCUUAAUGAAGUUGGGAUAUUCCUCAGUGGGAUCAUGGCCAUCACUGUGCCCUUCAUAUUGAUCUGCACCUCUUACCUUUUCAUUGCUGUUUCAGUGCUGCAGGUCCAUUCUGCAGACAGUCGCCGAAAGGCCAUCUCCACUUGUUCCUCCCACCUAGCUGUGGUGGCCCUGCAGUACGGUUGCUGCAGCUUCAUGUACUUGCGCCCAAGCUCCAGCUUUUCUCCUAAGCAAGACCAGAUGUUGUCAAUGGUGUACACUCUGGGAACACCGCUGCUCAACCCCAUCAUCUAUAGCCUGAGAAACAAAGAGGUGAAAGCAGCCCUGAGGCAAGUAAUCAGCCACCAACUCUUGCGCAGGGGAUAUUAAUGCCACUAAACUCCAUGCCUUGCAAGCUGGUGGUUGCAAAUACACCUGACCUUUUUCAUGAAGAAAUUGCUUCUCAGCCCCAGAGGAGGACUAACAUGUAUUGUUCUCUCAGAGGGCCUAAGCAGCUGGGGACUGUUCGGGAGCUUGGAGCACUUAUCUAGAGGGAUGCUUCCAGACAGAGGCUUAAUAUUACAAAUGGGUCAUUGGCAACAGGUUGUUGUAAAAAUGUAUCAGGCUGGUCCAAGAAAGGGUAAAUCUAGAUUAAAUGGCUGGCGGGGGGGAGGGGAUGUGGUCUAGCAUUUUAAUGCUGACAAUCAUGCCAUGUGAACUCUGCAAAAAACUUGCAUGCAUGAACUGCACACAUUUCACAAUUGCAAUAAACAACCAUUUGGAAACACUCGAAGUGGAAUUAUACUGUUGUGGAUUUUUAUACUAAAUAUUUAUACUAAAUAGGCCUUUAGUCAGAUCCAGAAGAGCUCAACUUAUACUCUUAUUACAAGCAAAGAGGAUUUCCUUCUGUGAACUGGAUUUCUGUGAAUAGGGUUAUGAGUAUGGGUUUCUUGAGGCAAUAUCUGAACUUGACAAGAGUGUGCUGAUACUCCAUGAUGUUCCAGUGCUAUGCCCCCAUGGGAGUUGAAAAGGCUAGGUGAUUGUUGAAAGGAAUGGCUCGCCUGGAUUUCACCUUCCAGCCAGGAGGCAAAGUGUGUGAAAAAAACAAUAGACUGUGGCUGAGACUGAGAGCUUGAUUUGGGGCUCUGUAAGUCAUUGAGCAUCUUAAGGGUGUAGCUGUCCUUCCUGGAGAGCUGGUAUAGGAGCUGCGGACUUUGGUUCUCUGUCAGUGUUUAAGCUGUGUGACU
Rhineura floridana is the source of this 2496-nucleotide messenger RNA. Its product is annotated as olfactory receptor 10W1-like. The transcript is spliced from 4 exons. Gene Ontology annotation, molecular function: G protein-coupled receptor activity; olfactory receptor activity. Bases 695 to 1639 code for a protein of 314 amino acids. NCBI's taxonomy places the organism in Eukaryota, Metazoa, Chordata, Lepidosauria, Squamata, Rhineuridae. The record is from RefSeq and is a predicted model, not a curated record. Gene Ontology annotation, cellular component: membrane. Gene Ontology annotation, biological process: G protein-coupled receptor signaling pathway.